Messenger RNA from Cicer arietinum (chickpea), 1332 nucleotides. RefSeq names its product septum site-determining protein minD homolog, chloroplastic. Gene Ontology annotation, biological process: negative regulation of cell division. The record is from RefSeq and is a predicted model, not a curated record. Gene Ontology annotation, molecular function: ATP hydrolysis activity; ATP binding. NCBI's taxonomy places the organism in Eukaryota, Viridiplantae, Streptophyta, Magnoliopsida, Fabales, Fabaceae. Gene Ontology annotation, cellular component: cytosol; cytoplasmic side of plasma membrane.
AAAAAUCCCCAAAGAAAAACUACACAGAAAAAGCUUCUUUUUCUCUUCUCUUCACAUUCUACUUUCCACUCUUCUCUCAAAAACUCCAUCCCACCAAUGCUAUCUCUCCACCACCACCACCUCCCCUCCACCACCAAUGCCAAACCCCAAUUCCCCCAAACAACCACCAAUCUCCGCCAUUCAACCACCUUCCCCAAAACCCUAGCCCCAAAACUCAAACCCAAACCCUACAUUACAAAAUCCCUCCUUCAAUGGAACCGCAAACCACAGCUCUCCGGAGAAACGCCACGUGUCGUAGUAGUAACAUCUGGAAAAGGUGGAGUUGGUAAAACAACAACAACCGCAAACAUCGGCCUUUCAUUAGCCCGUUUAGGGUUUUCCGUCGUUGCAAUCGACGCAGACGUCGGACUUCGUAACCUAGACCUUCUCUUAGGUCUUGAAAAUCGAGUCAAUUACACCGUCGUUGAAGUUCUCAACGGCGAUUGUCGACUCGAUCAAGCUUUAGUUAGAGACAAACGUUGGUCGAAUUUCGAACUACUUUGUAUUUCGAAACCAAGAUCCAAACUCCCCAUUGGAUUUGGUGGAAAAGCUUUGACGUGGUUAGUCGAAGCUCUAAAAGCCCGGGCAGAUGGUUCUGGUACUGGAGCCGUAAGCCCGGACUUUAUCCUUAUCGAUUGCCCAGCGGGAAUCGAUGCAGGGUUUAUAACCGCUAUAACACCGGCGAACGAAGCGGUUUUAAUAACUACGCCGGAUAUAACUGCGCUUAGGGAUGCUGAUAGAGUAACUGGUUUGUUGGAAUGUGAUGGAAUUAGGGAUAUUAAGAUGAUAGUUAAUAGGGUUAGGACUGAUAUGAUUAAAGGCGAGGAUAUGAUGUCGGUUUUGGAUGUUCAAGAAAUGUUGGGUUUGCCUUUACUUGGUGUUAUACCUGAGGAUAGUGAGGUUAUAAGGAGUACUAAUAGAGGGUACCCUCUUGUUUUGAAUAAACCUCCUACUUUGGCUGGUUUGGCUUUUGAACAAGCUGCUUGGAGACUUGUGGAACAGGAUAGUAUGCAAGCUGUUAUGGUUGAGGAAGAGCCUAAAAGAGGGUUUUUCUCUUUUUUUGGUGGCUAAAUUCAAUUGGAUCAUUUUUUCAUUUAAUGGUUUUGUAAUGAAUGGUUUUGUAGUAUCUGAGGGAUGUUUAUUGAAGUGUAGUUUGUUUUGGUAUGUGUACAGUUUAUUUUGUUCAUUCACGAUUUAUUUUAAUCAAUUGAUUAGUUUUAUGUGUAAACACCUCAGGUGCAGAUUUGUUGCGAUAGUAAUACAGUGUUGUAGAUGGUUUACUUUGGUGUUUUA